Saitoella complicata NRRL Y-17804 is the source of this 1554-nucleotide messenger RNA. RefSeq names its product alpha/beta-hydrolase. The annotation marks the transcript as partial. The record is from RefSeq and is a predicted model, not a curated record. Lineage: Eukaryota; Fungi; Ascomycota; Saitoellomycetes; Saitoellales; Saitoellaceae. The transcript has a single exon.
UCCUCUCAGCAGGUCCCGGUUGUCGACCUGGUUUACGCGCAGUACCAGGGUUUCUACAACGAGACCUUGAACUACAACACCUACCUCGGUAUCCGCUUUGCCGCACCACCCGUUGGAUCAUUGCGCUUCCAACUCCCUCAAGAGCCAGAGAAGAACUCUUCCGUCGGUGUGGUCAACGCGACCCAGUUCCCUCCCAUGUGCGCCCAGACCAUCAACCACAACCCUAACCAGACUUACGCUCAGCAGUCGUCCUCGAUCAUGGGGGUUGAGGAUUGUCUCUUCCUCAACGUUUACACCCCUGCGAACGCUACCUCCUCCGACGAGCUUCCCGUCCUUGUCUGGAUCCACGGUGGAGGGUAUGGUCAGGGUAGCGCACCCCACGACCUCUCCGUCUUGACUCGUCAGUUCGGCGGGAACGCUAUCAUCGUUACCAUCCAGUACCGUCUCGGUGUCUUUGGUUUCGUCUCGAGUGCUGAGAUCAUGAAGAAGGGUACCCCCAACGCUGGUAUCUACGACCAGACUGCUGCUUUGAAAUGGGUUCAAGAGCACAUCGGUGAUUUUGGAGGUGACCGUGAUGCCGUUUCUAUCUGGGGAGAGUCUGCUGGAGGAGGUUCGGUUAUGCUUCAGGUCAUGGCUUACGACGGUACACUCGGCAAUUCCCUCUUCAGGGGUGCUAUCUCAGAUUCUCCUUACCUCCCUCAGCAGUUCGACUACGAUGACUACGUGCCCUCUGUGAACUACUACAAGAUCGCGGAGCAGGUUGACUGUCUGUAUUCCUCUGACAUCUUCGACUGUCUCGUCAACGCCGACUUUGAUGCUCUACUCAACGCUUCCAACGUCGUCAGCUACCAAUCCGCUCCCGGACAGUGGGGAUGGCUCCCAGUAACCGACGGUAACCUCGUCGCCAAGCGCCCCACUCAGCAACUUCUCGAAGGUCGCGUCAACGGCGAAUACCUCUUCGUCGGUAACAACGCUCAUGAAGGAAAUCUCUUCGUUCCCCAGAACCUCUCCUCCACCCAGGAAGUCUUCGACUUCGUUCACACUGCCUUCCCCAACCUCGACAACGCCACCAUUACGCGUCUCUUGGAGUACUACCCCGAGCCAGAGGAUAGCGACGAGCUCUACAUCAGCCAGGCUGACCGUGCGAACACGAUCUACGCCGACUCCACCUUUGUCUGUCCCGCAUACUGGAUGGCUCAGGCUUACCCCGAGGGUAACGCCUACAAGUACACCUUCAACGUCCUCCCCGGUCUUCACUCCACCGAACUCGCAUACGUUCUUCCCGGCCAGGGUGUCAGCCAGCCUAUCGGGCCCUUGAACUCUGCCAAUGUCACCGUCGACGAGGCAUUCGGCGGAUCCGUCACUAGCUUCGUCAGGAGCUUCGAUCCUAACACUCACUCCCUCAUCCGGGAUGCGCCGACCUGGGAGCCUUACACCGCCGAGAACGACUGGAGUGAGCGUGUCUUUAACUCUACUGCGUCUGGUACCUCGAUCAUUUUAAAUAACCAGACUCCUAGGAGUCUUGAUGUUAGGUGCACUUUCUGGAGGAGCAUU